AUGAAUGAAAUUUUAAGUCAACAAUCUUUAAGAUAUUAGGGAAGCAAAAAUUAAUUUGGGUUAAUAGAAAUAGAAUAAAUAUUGAAAUACAAAAUUUUUAAUUAUUAAGGAUCUUUUUAUCAAAAUAAUAAUGUAAUUUUAAAGUAUUAUAUUAAUAAGGAAUUUUAGGUUUUUUUAAGGAUUAGGAAUUGA
Messenger RNA from Paramecium primaurelia, 192 nucleotides. The record is from the annotation of a GenBank genome assembly. NCBI's taxonomy places the organism in Eukaryota, Ciliophora, Oligohymenophorea, Peniculida, Parameciidae.